Messenger RNA from Eremomyces bilateralis CBS 781.70, 816 nucleotides. RefSeq lists its product as uncharacterized. The transcript is spliced from 5 exons. NCBI's taxonomy places the organism in Eukaryota, Fungi, Ascomycota, Dothideomycetes, Eremomycetales, Eremomycetaceae. The record is from RefSeq and is a predicted model, not a curated record. Bases 1 to 816 code for a protein of 271 amino acids.
AUGUGCUACCUCAACCUUGAUCCCUGUACGGAAGAUCGCUCACGGGGGCGAGACAUCCAUAUCUACGAUGUCAACGAUCGGGAUACAGUACUUGGUGGUCUAAUCCUCACAAACGGCAUCACAAAUGCCAACUUCUUCUCGAUGGUAGAGAUUCUUGUCUUGUUCACAAGUAGCUUUGAAUUACGAGAUGAGGACGAUACCAAAAUCGAAAGGAAUGACAGCCAGCUUCAGCCGGGGAAGUACUAUAUAACUGCUGCUGAUCCUUUCUCGGUCAACAAUGAGCCGUGGCUUCUCCGUACCAUAUCUCACACCACUGGAACUCGUGUCAAACCCUUCUGCGCAGCUACACGUGCGCGAGAUCGUCGAUGCGUCAUAUCUGGAAACGGCUACGAUCGCGGGAUUACAAUUCCGCCGGAGAAGGGUGAAGCCAUUAACUCUGUACAAAAUGGAUUGUUGCUUCGAACUGAUAUACACGAGUUGUUCGAUAUGUUUAACAUUUCAAUUAACCCCGACGACAAUUAUAAUAUUGUUUUCUUCACCCGUGAUGCGAACGGUUUGGCCGGCAAGUGUCUUGACAAAAACUUUCGAGGUAACCUUCAACGACCUGUCGAUCAGGUUUUGCGAUGGCACUUUAGACAGGCUGCCCUGGCAAACAUGAGGGAUGCUGGCGAGCCUCGGUUCGAGCAUGACUUCCCGUCUGGCUCGGAUAUAGUUGGUGACAUUCUCCAUGGUCCAAAGGCGGCCGGAAGGAUGGAACUCGAGCUGUUCAACCGCCUAGUAGCACAGGUUGAUGUAUGGGGCGUUUCUUCUAGCUAG